UCUACGACUCUUCGACAGCGUUGACAGGCAGCGACAGCCGCAGAAGAGGGCACACGAACUUAAUGAACAUGCUUCGGUUUUUGCCCGGCAAGAAGCGUCCACUUCAACAACAAGGAACAGCAGCAGCAGCAGUAGGGCGACUAUGCACAGCAGCAGCAGGAACUGCAGGCAACCACGAACAAGUGCCAGGAGCUCCGGCGGCGAUGACCCUGGAACAGCAGCUGAGGCUGACGCCGAACCAGACAGAGGCGCGUGAAGACGGGGAGGAGGGAGAAGAAGAGGAAGAGGAGAUACGAGAGGAGCGGCAACACACGAUAGACCUGCAGCGCAGCAGCCGGGGGCUGAGCAACGCUGACGAGAUGGCGCUGGUCCAGCAGAGGGAGCUCCGGAUGCAGCGGAACCUGUCCCUGCCGGAGAGGCAUCCGCGGUCGUCUUCCUCGUCGGUGGAGUACGGCGUGACGGACCACGAAGAGGACGAAGACGACGGGGAGAGGAGCGACCGCUCCGACAGCAUCGAGGUAAGAAGGACGGAUACGCACCACUUCGCGGUAUGCGGCAUCAGCCCAGACCAGACGACAACAGGAGGGGGCGAAUGCACCCCCCAGGGCAUGCCGAGGAGGCAGGGCUUCAAGUUUGGUCACGGACGGCGGUUGAGUUUCUAGUAAAUAUUUGUCAACGACGGGAGCAGCAGCAGCAGCAGUAGCAGCAAGCGUUCUUCUUGCAGAUGUGUGGUAUUGAAUCUCGAGA
Messenger RNA from Ectocarpus siliculosus, 747 nucleotides. NCBI's taxonomy places the organism in Eukaryota, Phaeophyceae, Ectocarpales, Ectocarpaceae. The record is from the annotation of a GenBank genome assembly.